Molecule: messenger RNA, 4939 nt
Organism: Styela clava
Lineage: Eukaryota; Metazoa; Chordata; Ascidiacea; Stolidobranchia; Styelidae
Product: wings apart-like protein homolog
Source: RefSeq, a predicted model, not a curated record
GAGUUAUUAUUUUGCCAAAUAUUUUGCUAUAUCCUGCUAUAUGUAGUAAUUUUUUGAGUAUAUACUCAAUGGCAUCAAGUAAACCAGGUAUUCGGACUUACGUUCGAAAGAGAAAGGAAACCGCGGAAGAAAAAUAUGAUGCAAUAUUUGGAGCGAAACCGAAAAUUGCACCCACUGCAAUUGUUUCACCAUCAAAAAGAGUAGAAGAAACUGAAAUAAAAAGACGUCGUAUUAGUAAGCAAGACAAUGAGUUGUCUCCAAUCAAGUCAAUUUCACGAGUCAAACAUGCUGACAAAAAAUCUAAAGAAUCUGCUGAAGAAAAGUUUGAUGCAAUAUUCGGAAAGAGUAAUGGGGGUUCUACAACUUCACCAUCAAAACAUACAUUGUCAAAUACUUUUUCAAACAGCGACGAAGAAGAUCAAAGUGCGGAAAUGACGAGGAGUCGAGAUCUUUUUACAUCUGAUGAUGAAGAAAUAGACGCCAAUAAAAAGGAGCAGACAAAAUAUGAAAAAUUAUUCAAACGAAAUGAAAAACUAGCUUCUGAUAAAUUUGAUGCAAUAUUUAGCGAGAGUGAAUAUAUCUCGAAACCGAAACAACAUAAAUCAUGGGUUAAAAAUAAAACCAAAGACCAAUCAAAGGUUCUUGAUAACUUGUAUUCCUUCAAUAGCUGGGAAGAUGAUUCCGUUUCAGAAUCUUCAAAUUCUACGUCAAAAAAUACAAGCCCUCAAAAAUCGCCCACAAAAUUGCCUAGCAUAACACAUGCUAGUAUGGUAAAAGUAGGAGGAAGAUUAGUUUUAAAUAUUCAACGUGGAGGAAAUACUAACUCAUUAUCGGAUAAACGGGGAAUUAUGCUGGUCAGUCCUGGAGACAAAACUGCCAAACCAGAAUUUGUAACAUCAACAAAACCCGAGAGUUCCCCGAUUAAAAAGUCAGAUAGUAUACCAUUAAGCAGUGACAGAAAUACAAAAUCCGAAUACAACUUCGAAGAGAAAAGUUUGGAAGUACACAAGCAAUUGCAGUCUCGUCCGGUUUUCAAGGGCUUAUAUAAACAAGAAACCAAAGAUGAAAUUCCAAAAUCCGUCCGAAUUUCAAGUCUGCCAACUAAAAAAUUACUGGGAUCUUCAAGAAAAAAGUCGUCAAAACCAAAUGUGUCUUAUAAUCCAAGACCAUGGGCAGCAAAUUCUAAAGAUUUACAGUCGUUCUCACAGGAGUCUUCAUAUUCUUCUGAUUCAUUAUCUUCAUCUCAACCAUCUCAGUCAUCACAGAAAUCAGCAGACAAUUUCAGUUCAAAAUCAAGUGUUCCAGCCUUGAAAAAAUCAGUAACUUGGCCAAAAAAUGUUGGCGAAAGUAUUGUGACAUCACUGAAAUGUGAUAAAAAGCACCAAGAGUAUUUCACUGUAGUACGACAUGUAAAAAAUUAUCAGAAUUGCUUGGAAGAAGGUGAAAUACAAGAAUAUGAAGAUGAAGUUUUAUAUUUGCAAGAGGGCCUUCCAUCUCAUCAACCCAUCUCUGUCAGAUGUCUCUCCGUAACCAGUCUUGCUUGCAAAUGCGAACAGCAAAAUUUUAGACUUUAUCUACGAGCUCAUAAUGUUUUGACCAAAGUGUUUGACGAUUUACAAGAUGCUGAUGAAAACAGAGCACUAUCACUGGCUACCUCAUCAUUAUUAUACAUGUUAAGUAGAGAUAGACAAAUUGACAUAAAUAAAGCUACGUUAAGAAUUCUACUGAAGCUGGUCGAUCCAUUAGAAAAAAAUAAAGAUGGUGGUUCCUCAAAUAAACCAAAAGUAGCGACACCACCAAAAUCCAAAUUUUCUAAGCUUUACAAACGAAAGCAAGAAGCGCAGACAACAAAUUCAGAUCAAGAAAUAGAAGCCGUCAAAAGCAAAAUAAAAGAUCUGAUAGAUCGUUGUGGAGAUCCACUCGUUACCUCACAGGAUUUAUCGACUAAAGUUUUAGCCAGUGAAGCAUUGUUACGUUAUACUGCACGAAAAACUAGUGAGUGGUUCCGAGAAGAAAUCAGAUUAAAAGGUGGACUGGAUCAUGUCAUCAGCUCGGUGAAAGCACAAGUGGAUAUUAUUGAAAAUCUUCCUGCGAAUCUUGACUGUUCAUGUCAACCUUUACGUAUCGAGCGACCCCUAUGCACAUUGGAAAGAUUACUUCGAGUUUUAGAAAAUGGAAUCAUUAAUUCUGCUCGUAAUGCCAUGUACCUUGUUACACACCAAAGAGCAUUGCUACUAAAGAAAAUAUCUCUAUUAAUGACUCGAUGCAAGAAAUGGUUGGCACAGACAGAAGAUGUUCGUGAACCUGAUACACCGCCUUCAUCUUCCAAAGCAAAGGCUUCAUUGCUUAUUAAAAAUGUGAUAGCACAAAUUAUCAAAUUACUUGUUAAUAUUAGCAAUGACAAUGAAUGGUCAAGUACACGUAUUGGGGAUCAAGAAGGAAUGCUGGAUAACAUAUUGUCAUGCAUUUUACAUAUUCCUGAACAUGUUGAUGAAGAACAUAGAUAUGAAAUUAUGUUGCUGAGUUUGGGUCUUAUGGUAAAUCUCGUGGAGAGCAGUGCUAAAAAUCGAAUGUCACUUAUGCAAAUGAAAACUCGUUCUGCUGACCAAGAUGAUGAUGAAAUUUCAAUUGUUGAUGCUUUAGUUCAUCUUUUCAUUGAUCGUGAAGUUGCUGCAAGAGAUAAUGAAAUAUUAGGAGAAGACGGGGUCAAAAGAGCAGCUGAAGCAAAACGAAUGCAGAAAGCUGGAAGUGCCGGAGGUUUAAACAAAUCAUCACAGCAUGCUGUUGGAUUGGGUGAUGCAGAUGAUGAAGGAUAUUGGGUUGAAAGUGAAGAAGGUAUGGAAUGGGUUUCCGUACAAUCGAAACGAGAUGACGAUGAUUUACCCAGUAGUCAAGGAUCCCACAGGUCGAUCACAAAUCCUAAUAAUAUUGAAGCCAAAUUAACUGCUGAAGAAAAAGACGAAAUGAGACAAGCACUUGAAAAAGCAAACGAUCAUAUGGAAGCUUCAAUAAUUGCAUCUUAUACUGCCCUUGUACUCGGAUGUCUUAUUCACGGAAGUCGAAUGAAUGCUACGGCAAUCAGAUCCAGACUUCCAGAUAAUGGAGAUCUGUCAUCUAUGAUUAAAAUGUUGAAAAAAUUCCUGUCUUUUAUGUACUUAACGCACGGAAUGUCCAAAAAGGGAGAACAAAAAUUGAUUCAAGUGAUAGAAGACAUGGAAGAAGUCAAUUUAGAUAAAUCAAUUUAAUGAUUUUGUUAUCAGCCAUGAAUUCGUUCAAAUCCAACUGAUGCAUUGAUUAAAUGGGGUGUUGUGUCAAGCUGGUUGAAUGUAUACUUUUCUGCUGUUCACAGCGGUAUCCAUGUGCUCUCAUAUUUGCUAGUUAUAAUUUAAAGUUAAAAGAUUAUUUAGAAUACGAUCACAGACAUAACAAAGAAGUACUUCAAUCUUUUCAGACAUUUUGCUGAUAAUAUUUUUGUGAAAUCGCUACAUUUUCGCUUUUGUUUCCAUUAUAUACUAUAUCGGGACCAGUUCCAAGCAUUAUCUGUUUGGUAUUGUGCUUUUUCUCUACCCGAAAGCAAUAAUUGGGAUGUAUUGAGUUUUGCCAUAAAAUUAGCUGGAAAAUCGUGGAAACUAGGUGAAAAUGUACUUGAAGCUUACAAUUUUUGCAUAAUCAGGGAGGAGUUUUAUUUAAGUUUUUUAUUUACUUUUUAUUGCUUAAUUUUAGAUGGUUUGUUGUGAAUUUAAAUCUAUUUUUGUGGUAGUGGCAUGUACAACUCAAUAUUGGAGUUCAGUUCCAGUCAAAUUUUCACAAAUUAUUUUAGAAAUGUUCAUGUACUCUACAAGCAUAUUAGCAAAGCCAAAAGUUUUUUUGUAUAGCUGUAUAUGUAUAUAGGAUUUAAAUGAAUGAAUUUAAAUAAAUGGAUGCGCUAAUUUGAAAGCCGUACAUCCCGGGAUAAAAAUCCCAUCCUAAUAUAUAGAAAGAAUCAAUACAGCUUUAAGUAAGUAUUAAACAUGUUAGUAAGUGAAGUAAAAUACAUCAUUUUAGAUUUUUGAUUAAAUGUCACUAUUACUAUUAUGGAGUCUUGUAUUAUUCCCAAACAAGAGUGUAGGUAUCAAAGUAACAGAUACAUGGAAUUUAAUCUUUCAAAAAAAAAUUGACAUAAGCCAAUGCAGUUUAACUUCAAAAUGUUUGUCUCUGAAGGUUCCUUGUUGUGUCAUUUACUUUAUAUUCUUGCGACAGAAUUGCAUUCCCGUCAUAAUGUAGUAAUUAAAUUAUUUCUAUUCAGAAUAUCUGUAUAUACCCACUGGUUUAUUAACCUAUGUUGUGUCAACUCCUGGGUAUAAAUUUUUUUCAAAGUUUUGUGAUAUGAAUAAGAGUAUAAUUUGUGAUGGAGACCUCUCAAGAUUGAAUAUUGAAUCUAAUGACUUAUUUGUUAUAUUCUGAAAAAUAUUUGUUUAUAUCACAAUAAACAAGAUUCUUAAUAAACAAUGUGAUCGCAAAUAGAUUUGGAUCUGGCAUUCUCAACAUUACAUAUAUUCCUAAAUGUUCCCGCUCUUGAUUCUGAUUUCUCUCACUGUGUUUACAAUUUCGAAAAAUUAUUGGAGUUACAUCAGUCAAAAACUAAUAUAGAGUUCUUGUUCGAUUUCAACUCAACUAAAAUAACAAUGUUUUGAGCUUGCAAAUCAUAAUGCAUUACGAAAAGUUUAUUAUUGUUAUUGUUAAAUAAUUUGUGGCAUAUGCCAGGAAUGUGAUGUGUUUUAAUGAAACAACUUUUUCGACUGGUGUAUUUUAUCUUAAGUUCAUUUGUUAUUUUCUGUUUCAUGUGGUAUAAUUGUGUUUAUGAAUUAUGAUCUUUUUUGUUAUUGAUAUUCAGCUCUGGUUACGGGGUGUGAUUCUGCUAACAGUUUAAAUGUUGAUAUUAAAUAUUCAAAAGCAUUUU